GCCAUUCUCAUGGACACGCAGCCAGGCCAUUCGCCACGAAGCGGCUGAUGUUUGUAAACAGAAGAACAACUCUGUUUUUGUUUGGAAGUGAAAAACAAAAUAAAUGAAGCAAUUUUCGUUGACGGGAAACUAGAAUGCCUACGCUGUGCCGCACUUGCGGCCAGGAGGCGCAGCAUUCAAGGACGCUGUUUGACAAAGACGCCACUGACAUUCUGUUCGACGUCCUGAAACUGACUGGGAUUUGGUUUACUGACAAGCAGGGCAUGCCCACGCGUAUCUGCAUGUCCUGCCAGCUAGACCUUAAGGAAGCUAUUGCCUUUCGGGAGCGCUGCAUCAGGUUGAACAAGUUUUGGUUCGAGGAGCGAGAUAUUAAUGAGGAACUAGAAACUGCGGGCAAGGAGGCGGAUUUUGAAAUGCUGCCAAGGGAUGCUCCGCAGGGUAGGAGGAAAGAGGAUGCUAUAACAUAUGAGGUCUCAACUGAGAUCUUGGAUCCCUUGAUGAACGAAGAAACUAUUAAGGUGGAGAAAGAAUCCCUACUUUCAGAAGCUGAGCCCGUGGAUUCUGGCAAUCAGCAGCUCCUAGGAGUUGAAGAGCUAUCGUACCCUGAAACACGCAAAAAGAGAGGCAGACCACCCAAAAGGCAAAGCGAAUCCUUGGUAAUAAAGCCGUCCCGGAAGAAAUCCGAAAAAGAAGCGACUAGGAGAAAAUGGGCAAGGGCAAAGAGGAUUCACGCAAGGGAGGAGGGCCUAUACUUUUGUGACCAGUGCGGAAAAUCCUUCAGCGAGAAGGGCAACUUUAAUGUCCACCUCACGCGUCACACAGGCCUAAAGCAGUUCGAGUGCGAGGAGUGCGGUCGCAAGGAGUUCACACUUCACCUUCUGAAACUGCAUGUGCGGAUCAAGCACCGCGGAGAGCUGCCUUAUGUGUGCAAGUACUGUGGCCAGCGAUUCGACAACUGCAUCAAGAGAUUGCGGCACGAGCGUGGACACAAGGAGAGCCCUGUCCAUCGGCCGCAUACGUGCGCCAUUUGCAAGAAGGCCUUUAAGGACAAGAUCACCCUGAGGUUCCAUGCCGUGGUGCACACCGGCGAACAGGCAUUUCACUGCGAGCUCUGUCAGGCUAGCUUCAAUCGGAAAAGCAGUUUGCGAACUCAUUUUCGCUCAAAGCAGCACAUAAAAAGGACGAAGGAACAGGAACAGAAAAAAUCAGGCGAUCAGGAUGGUUCUAUUUAGGAGGAUGGGUAAACUAUUUAGAUUAUUUUCCAUUUAUUUUUAACAUAUUUAUACAUAUGUAUUUUUUGUGGUUGUUAAUUAUUUUGAAAGAUCUUAAAACAAAAAAUUCUUAUGUAAGAAACGUAAAUACAUAUGUAUUUUAUUUUAUAAAAGUCUAGUUUUAGUAGCUUUCAAAGCAUUUACAUUAGGUGUACAUGGUAAAAAUAAACAAAAAUAUGGUUAAAACUGCCUUUUUACAAUUAUAAGCGUCACUUUUAUA
Drosophila kikkawai is the source of this 1491-nucleotide messenger RNA. RefSeq names its product transcription factor Ouib. Gene Ontology annotation, molecular function: zinc ion binding; nucleic acid binding. Gene Ontology annotation, cellular component: nucleus. Lineage: Eukaryota; Metazoa; Arthropoda; Insecta; Diptera; Drosophilidae. The record is from RefSeq and is a predicted model, not a curated record.